CCGUUACUUUCCCAGAGUGGCGGGGAGGGCGACGUCAGGCGGAAGGGCGCGGGGCGCGCACGCUUUAAAUGGCAUUCGCUGUCAUCCGAGCCUGCAGCCGUGUGGGCAGAGGCGGGCUAUAUAAGCCGCUAGGCGGGCUGCCGCGGGGCACACGGCGACAGCGAAAGCGGCAGCAAGGAGCCUCUCGGAGCACCGCCAAGCAGCACAGCGCAUCCCCGCGCCCCCCGACGGGCCCGUCCGCCCGCUAUCCCUCUCCAGCAGCGCCGGCUCGGGCCAGCGAGGCCCGCCGCCACCCCUCAGCAGAUUUGGAUCCCCCGCCCGGAGAGCCCCAGGCUGUCGCCUCCCGGGGGGCCCCGGAGCCGCGGCCGCCCCCGGAGAGCCCGGGCGCUCCGCCGUCCCCCGGCCCCGCAGCCGCCGACGGCGCCAUGGCGGCCGCUAAGCCCGGCGAGCUCAUGGGCAUCUGCUCCAGCUACCAAGCGGUGAUGCCACACUUCGUGUGCCUGGCCGAUGAGUUCCCGCAGCCCGUGCGGCCCGCCAAGCUGCCCAAGGGCAAGGGCCGGCUGCGGCGGCCGCGCCAGUCCCGCUUCAAGACGCAGCCGGUGACCUUCGACGAGAUCCAGGAGGUGGAGGAGGAGGGGGUGUCCCCGAUGGAGGAGGAAAAGGCCAAGAAGUCGUUCCUGCAGAGCCUGGAGUGCCUGCGCCGCAGCACGCAGAGCCUGUCGCUGCAGAGGGAGCCGCUUGGCAGCUGCAAACUGAGGAACAGCCUGGACUCCAGCGACUCCGACUCGGCCCUGUGAGGCGGUAGCCCGCUUGGAGACUUGCUCCACCGCCAAGCGCCGGGAAACAGCGGGAGCAUCCGGAGGGGACCCGCGCCCCAGGCGGCCCCGACCACCCAGGAUCAGCUCCCCUCACUCACUGGGACUGUAGCCCAGCUGCGGACCCGCCGGGGCCCCGGAGCGCGUUCGGGAACGCCAGGGAGGGGAGCCGCUUUCUUUGCCCUUGUAAAUGUUUAUUUUUUAACUCUUUCCCAGUACGAACUCUGCUGUGAGUGUGCGCGGGAGGCGGCCGGCGCUGAGUCGCCUCGCCGGGGGUCGCCGCUGCAAAGGCCUUUGGUUUGCAACUCCUAUUCUGCACACCGCUCUACUGUGCCCCACCCCCAGCGCACACCCGUUCACACUCACGCCGACACUCUCGCUGAACACUUUUAUAAUUGUUGGGCUGACUGAGGGGACUUGGGGCGCAGCACGGCUGCUACUGCAGCCGAGGAUUGAUAUUUAUUUUUGCAUUGCAAUAGCUGAAGGCGUUUUAUUUAACGGUCUUUUUAUCUGGAUGUUGUCUGUGAGGCGUCCGAAUGGACACAAAUAAAGCCAAUAUAUUUACACUGUG
Messenger RNA from Grammomys surdaster, 1386 nucleotides. RefSeq names its product chromosome unknown C11orf96 homolog (gene CUNH11orf96). Bases 69 to 797 code for a protein of 242 amino acids. Lineage: Eukaryota; Metazoa; Chordata; Mammalia; Rodentia; Muridae. The record is from RefSeq and is a predicted model, not a curated record. The transcript has a single exon.